Molecule: messenger RNA, 6389 nt
Organism: Pongo pygmaeus (Bornean orangutan)
Lineage: Eukaryota; Metazoa; Chordata; Mammalia; Primates; Hominidae
Gene: SLC4A5
Product: solute carrier family 4 member 5
Exons: 30
Coding region: 372-3899 (1175 amino acids)
Biological process (GO): transmembrane transport; regulation of intracellular pH; bicarbonate transport
Cellular component (GO): plasma membrane
Molecular function (GO): sodium:bicarbonate symporter activity; monoatomic anion transmembrane transporter activity; solute:inorganic anion antiporter activity
Source: RefSeq, a predicted model, not a curated record
GUAGAAAAAACGGGAGUGGAUGGUUCCAACUGCAAGGUCCACCCUAAAGGAAUUGGAGUCAGGGCCCAGGAGCCACAGGCCACUGCACUGGGGCAUCCCAGGAUUUGGAAUUCAGCUGUGAGCUCAUGAGCUGAUGGAUGUUUCCAGGAGUACCCUGAAGACCACCCAGGUGGGAGUGUAAGAUAACCUUCCAGAUAAAGAGUUGCUGCUACCAAAAGAGUGCUGACACCAUCACAGUAUGUUCCCUUCUCAACCCUGGACACGGUUCAAAAGCAGCUAAAGCAGACAAGAAUCUGGGGCAGCCAAUAUUGUACCACCUGCCAAAGCUUGGCACAAACAAUCUGGAAGCCAAAAAUUGCACAUACUGUGUCAUGAAGGUGAAGGAGGAGAAGGCUGGGGUAGGAAAGCUGGACCACACUAACCACAGGAGGAGAUUUCCGGAUCAGAAAGAAUGCCCUCCUAUCCACAUUGGGCUUCCAGUACCCAGUUACCCUCAAAGAAAAACUGACCAGAAGGGACAUCUUUCAGGCCUGCAAAAAGUCCACUGGGGCCUGCGGCCAGACCAGCCACAGCAGGAACUGACUGGCCCCGGGAGUGGGGCAAGCAGCCAGGACAGCAGCAUGGAUCUUAUCAGCAGGACUCGGUCCCCAGCUGCUGAGCAGCUCCAGGACAUCCUGGGGGAGGAAGAUGAGGCUCCCAACCCCACCCUCUUCACAGAGAUGGACACUCUGCAGCAUGACGGAGACCAGAUGGAGUGGAAGGAGUCAGCCAGGUGGAUAAAGUUUGAAGAAAAGGUAGAGGAAGGCGGCGAACGCUGGAGCAAGCCCCACGUGUCCACACUAUCCCUGCACAGCCUCUUCGAGCUCCGUACCUGCCUGCAGACGGGGACGGUGCUGCUGGAUUUGGACAGUGGCUCCUUACCACAGAUCAUAGAUGAUGUCAUUGAGAAGCAGAUUGAGGAUGGUCUCCUGCGGCCAGAGCUCCGGGAGAGGGUCAGUUACGUCCUCCUGAGGAGGCAUCGCCACCAAACCAAGAAGCCCAUCCACCGCUCCUUAGUCGACAUUGGGAAGUCAGUCUCCACCACAAAUCGCAGUCCUGCCCGGAGCCCUGGUGCUGGCCCGAGUCUACACCACUCCACGGAAGACCUGCGGAUGCGGCAGAGUGCAAAUUACGGACGUCUGUGUCAUGCCCAGAGCAGAAGCAUGAAUGACAUUUCUCUCACCCCAAACACAGACCAGCGGAAAAACAAAUUCAUGAAGAAGAUCCCCAAGGACUCCGAAGCCUCCAACGUGCUUGUGGGCGAGGUGGACUUCCUAGACCAGCCAUUCAUCGCGUUCGUGCGCCUCAUCCAGUCGGCCAUGCUGGGAGGAGUGACCGAGGUGCCUGUCCCCACCAGAUUUCUGUUUAUACUGCUGGGACCUUCUGGGAGAGCAAAAUCCUACAAUGAAAUUGGCCGUGCCAUUGCAACCCUCAUGGUAGAUGAUCUCUUCAGCGACGUAGCCUACAAAGCCCGCAAUCGGGAAGAUCUGAUUGCAGGAAUUGAUGAAUUUCUGGAUGAGGUCAUCGUCCUUCCUCCUGGAGAAUGGGACCCAAAUAUCCGAAUCGAGCCCCCCAAGAAGGUGCCCUCUGCUGACAAGAGGAAAUCUGUGUUCUCCCUAGCAGAGCUGGGCCAGAUGAAUGGCUCUGUGGGAGGAGGCGGCGGAGCUCCUGGAGGAGGCAAUGGAGGUGGUGGUGGUGGUGGCAGUGGUGGCGGGACUGGCGGUGGUGGGGCCGGCGGAACAAGCAGCGGGGAUGAUGGAGAGAUGCCAGCCAUGCAUGAAAUCGGGGAGGAACUUAUCUGGACAGGAAGGUUCUUCGGUGGCCUGUGUCUGGAUAUCAAGAGGAAGUUGCCCUGGUUCCCAAGUGACUUCUAUGAUGGCUUCCACAUUCAGUCCAUCUCUGCCAUCCUAUUCAUCUACCUCGGCUGUAUCACCAACGCGAUCACCUUUGGUGGGCUUCUGGGGGAUGCCACCGACAAUUAUCAGGGAGUGAUGGAGAGCUUCCUGGGCACUGCCAUGGCUGGCUCCUUGUUCUGCCUCUUCUCGGGACAGCCUCUCAUCAUUCUCAGCAGCACGGGACCCAUCCUCAUCUUUGAGAAGCUCCUCUUCGACUUCAGCAAAGGCAAUGGCCUGGACUACAUGGAGUUCCGCCUCUGGAUUGGCCUACACUCAGCUGUCCAGUGCCUUAUCCUAGUGGCCACAGAUGCCAGCUUUAUCAUCAAAUAUAUCACCCGCUUCACCGAGGAGGGCUUCUCCACCCUCAUCAGCUUCAUCUUCAUCUACGAUGCCAUCAAGAAGAUGAUCGGUGCCUUCAAGUACUACCCUAUCAAUAUGGACUUCAAGCCAAACUUCAUCACUACCUACAAGUGCGAGUGUGUCGCCCCUGACACAGUGAAUACAACUGUGCUCAAUGCUUCAGCCCCAUUGGCACCAGACACCAACGCUUCUCUGUACAACCCCCUUAACCUCACAGCGUUGGACUGGUCCCUGCUGAGCAAGAAGGAGUGUCUGAGCUACGGCGGGCGCCUGCUUGGGAAUUCCUGCAAGUUUAUCCCGGACCUGGCGCUCAUGUCCUUCAUCCUUUUCUUUGGGACAUACUCCAUGACCCUGACCCUGAAGAAGUUCAAAUUCAGCCGCUAUUUUCCUACCAAGGUCCGGGCCCUGGUGGCUGACUUUUCCAUUGUUUUCUCCAUCCUGAUGUUCUGUGGAAUCGAUGCCUGUUUCGGCCUGGAAACCCCCAAGCUGCAUGUGCCCAGUGUCAUCAAGCCCACGCGGCCUGACCGAGGCUGGUUCGUGGCCCCCUUUGGGAAGAACCCGUGGUGGGUAUACCCAGCAAGCAUCCUGCCCGCCCUGCUGGUGACCAUCCUGAUCUUCAUGGACCAGCAGAUCACUGCCGUCAUUGUCAACCGGAAGGAGAACAAACUGAAGAAGGCUGCCGGCUACCAUCUGGACCUGUUCUGGGUGGGCAUCCUCAUGGCUUUGUGCUCCUUUAUGGGGCUCCCCUGGUACGUGGCUGCCACGGUCAUCUCCAUUGCCCACAUCGACAGCCUCAAGAUGGAGACAGAGACCAGUGCCCCUGGGGAGCAGCCCCAGUUUCUGGGAGUCAGGGAACAGAGAGUGACCGGCAUCAUCGUCUUCAUCCUGACGGGAAUCUCUGUCUUCCUGGCUCCCAUCCUAAAGUGUAUCCCCCUGCCGGUGCUGUACGGAGUCUUCCUCUACAUGGGCGUGGCCUCCCUGAAUGGCAUCCAGAUGGGGACCGGAGGGUCAGAAUUCAAAAUCCAGAAGAAGCUGACUCCAUUCUGGGAACGCUGCAAGCUCUUCCUGAUGCCGGCCAAGCACCAGCCGGACCACGCCUUCUUGCGGCACGUGCCGCUGCGCCGGAUCCACCUCUUCACCCUGGUGCAGAUCCUCUGCCUGGCGGUGCUCUGGAUCCUCAAAUCCACGGUGGCUGCCAUCAUCUUCCCGGUCAUGAUCCUGGGCCUCAUCAUUGUUCGAAGGCUUCUGGAUUUCAUCUUUUCCCAGCACGACCUGGCCUGGAUUGACAACAUCCUCCCAGAGAAGGAAAAAAAGGAGACAGACAAGAAGAGGAAGAGAAAGAAAGGGGCCCACGAGGACUGUGAUGAGGAGGAAAAAGAUCUUCCAGUUGGAGUUACUCACUCUGAUUCUUCCUUCAGUGACACAGAACUUGACCGAAGCAUCACCUUGCACUUCAAAAUCUCCUGUCCAGCUUCACCUGCUUUCAACUACUCACGGAACCCAGUGUUCAUGGUGCCACAGGUGAAGAUAGAGAUGGAGUCAGACUAUGACUUCACAGACAUGGAUAAAUACCGAAGAGAAACUGACAGCGAGACCACCCUCUAGGAUGAAGCAGUUUCUCCCAGAUGGGAGAUGGAGAGCCUGGCUUAGUCUUCACUGGGAGGGUCUUAACUUCUCUGUGCCUGUUUCCUUCUUUAUCAAAAAGAGGGAGUCCAUCUGCCUAUAGAAAACUGGAGAUCUAUUGAUGAAAAGUACUGCUUAGAUGCAAAGCUCUCCCCUUCCCUUUGUAGCAAUUAAAAUACCUAAAGCUAAAUAUUAUAUUUUAUUUUAAAAUGCAGUUCAGCAUAGAAAUUCUAACAUUUCUUUGGAAAUAAAAAAAUGCUUGUUUCUCCAAACCAUAGCUAAGAUAAAGGGGCAAUAGUCAAUUCAUAUUUAAAACAAACAUCAAUUUAAAAUUGUUUAAAGGUUAGAUUUAAAUAUAGAUGUUCUCGAACAAACUCGUAAUAUACUUUUAUGUCACUAGACCAUCUUUGGAAUAUUUGGCAAUUCUGCAUAUUAAGAAAUGCUGAAAAGGUCCUAUCUUUUCUCCCUGUCACAUCCGAUUUCCUAAGGGUUAUAUGAAAAGUUUGAACCAGCCGGGCACAGUGGCGCACGCCUGUAAUCCUAGCACUUUGGGAGGCCAAGGCAGGUGAAUUGCCUGAGCUCAGGAGUUCGAGACCAGCCUAGGCAACACGGUGAAACCCCGUCUCUACUAAACUACAAAAAAUUAGCCGGGUGUGGCGGCAUGCGCCUGUAGUCCCAGCUAUUGGGAGGCUGAGGCAGGAGAAUCGCUUGAACCCAGGAGGCAGAAGUUGCAGUGAGCCGAGAUGGCACCACUGCAGUCCAGCCUAGGCAACAGAGUGAGACUCCGUCCCCAAACAAAAAAAAAGUUUGAACCAUCUACAUUAUGGGCCUUGCUCCAGAAGUGUGACUGGGGCUUUCCCAGAUUGAAAAGCCAGCUCCAAAACUCUGUUAAUGAAAGAACCAAUGCAUCUGAGUGGAUAAAUGUUUCUAAAAUAAAAUAGUUCUUGUUAAAGUGAAAUUUGAAACCACACGUUAAAUCAAAAUGAUCCUUUAAAUUAGUAUCACUGGUUUUUCAUACCUGGAAUCACAUUUCAUUAUACAUUUGGGUGGGUCCUCCCUGCAAAUUUUCAAUGUUUAUUCCCAAAGUCAAACUCCCAUUCAUGUGAACAGUACAGGUUGGACAGAGGUAAUGUCACAUUUUACAUUACAACUUUGCAAUAUUAAUCAACCUAGUACUUUAAAGGAAUGAUUGAAAACUAUUUGGGAAGAUAAAAACCAGUUUCAAUGAAGCAAACGUAUUCCUCAUGAAACUUAUGAUCAGUCAUUUUACCUUCAAUCCACAUUUAAUGAACACCAACCAUGUUGAUUUAAUGCCUACUAUGACCCUGACAGCCACAGUGCAUCUGACACUUUCUCCAAAACAACUAUGAUUUGAACCUUGAGUAAAUCACUUGAACCUUGAGGUUAGAGUUACUAUAUUUGCUCAAGAUGACAAAUGCAGGUGCUUUCUUUUUUAAAGAAAAAUGACACUAGAUCAUUAACAUCUUGAGUAUAGGACAGGUAAUUGCCUCUGUAAUUCCCAGAGUCUAGUGUAGUGCCUGGUCCAUAGAAAGCUCUAAGUGUUUGAUUACAUUUAAUCUCAGAGGUCCCUUCCAAGGGAUACUGCCAAGAGGUGAAGCUCUAAACCUCUACUCUUACUGAGAGCAGAAUUUCUUAGCUAAUCCAGAACCAUCUCCUAUGCUUAAGUAUAAAUUCUUGUCAGACACAGUGGCUCACACCUGUAAUCCCACUACUUGGGAGGCAGAGGUGGGGGGAUCAGUAGAGGUCAGGAGGUCAAGACCAGCCUGGGCAACAUAGUGAGACCCAUCUCUAAACAAAUGUUUAAAAAUUAGCCAGGCAUGCUGGCACACACCUGUAGUCCCAGCCAUUUCGGAGGCUGAUGCAGGAGGAUCAUUUAAGCCCAGGAGUUCAAGGCUGCAGUGAGCUAUGAUCAUGCCACUGCACUCCAGCCAGGGAGACAGCUGGAACCCAUGUCUUAUAAACAAUAAUAAUUUAUUUUUUUUUUAAGUAUUUAUCAUCUGCACCAAUCCUGGGGAAGCUAACAAUCCACCCUUAACACAUUUCAGUUUUAAAACCUGGGUGAUCUGGACUAGAACUUUGUCCAAAUUAAAUUGUAGAAAUGCUAUGGAUUCAAGAGUAAACCUGCUUGAUUAAUCAAACAAGCUGGAAAACUACUGUUAAUUUCUUUGUUGUAAAUUGAUCACUGUAAUUUUACCUUACAUGUCAUUUAUAUUUUGUAUAUACAUGAACAUUUUAAUUUCCAUAGCUUUUAACAGGUUGACGUAAUACUUCUCCAUGCAGUAAGUCAGUCAUUUUUUCCACUUGUAACUGUAAUUCAAUAAAAUUUAAUCCUGUCUGGUCAUCUUGCUCCAUGUUUAAUAAUCUAGGUAAGCAGGCAAGGCUUAUAGACAUAAGCUAUACGUCACUUACAAAAACAUCUCCAGCAAACUAUCUAAACUUCUUUAAACUGCA